Molecule: messenger RNA, 982 nt
Organism: Bufo gargarizans (Asiatic toad)
Lineage: Eukaryota; Metazoa; Chordata; Amphibia; Anura; Bufonidae
Gene: BLOC1S5
Product: biogenesis of lysosomal organelles complex 1 subunit 5
Exons: 5
Coding region: 66-626 (186 amino acids)
Cellular component (GO): transport vesicle; BLOC-1 complex
Source: RefSeq, a predicted model, not a curated record
UGACAGGGUGCCUGGGCAGGAUAGCGGAGGGCUAUGUGCCAGGGUCACGUGACCACAGCGAGGACAUGAGCAGUAACUCACCGGCCAAGGCUGCCUUUACCGGGACGGUAAAGGUACCGAGCCCGAAGCGGGAGAACGGCUACUCUGUGGGGCCGGCGACCCAGCUUAUCAUCAAGGAUGUGGGAGAAAUUCAUUCCAGACUGUUGGAUCACCGACCGAUCAUUCAGGGUGAAACCCGCUACUUCAUCAAGGAGUUUGAGGAAAAGCGUGGGCACAGAGAAAUGAGAGUUCUAGAAAAUGUGAAAAACAGCUUAUCUGAAACCAGUGAUCAUGUUCUUCCGAGGUGUACAGAUGUAAUGCGAGAUCAGUUCGGACUGGCGCUGAAAUCAUUGGAAGCUGCCAAUCUUACCAUCCAUAGGCUCCAGCAGCGAGAGCAGGAGAAUGAGAAGAGUAAGACAGCAGCCCAACUUAGACAUGAGAACUUUCGCUCGCUGUGGGAAGCGUUCAUGAAGGAACAGGAGCAGAGACGUUUGGCAAUAGACGAGGAGCACAAUAAAGCCGUAUUGCGUCUAAAGGAACAAUACGCAGAGAUGGACAGUGAGCUCUCCAAAAUGGCUACCUUUUAAAAACAACCCUAUGCACUUCAUAAAACAUGCCUGUGAUCCAUAGAGGCGUGCUUGCCAUUCUGUUAUCAUCAGCGGUGAGAAUCUAUUACCUCAUAUCAAGUGCCUGAGGAAGAUCAAGAUCUAGAACAAGACUGAGCAGUGCAGGAGAUUCAUGUAUAGAUGUAUAGUAUGCUUUUUUAUCAUGGAUGGUUGGUCUUGUGUUUGUGCUUGUUCCUAGAUUAUUGUUAUCACCUUUGUAUUUGAUCUGUUUUAUGUAAACACUGCUGUACACUGUACAAAUAUCACUGUGAGCAAUAUCUAGCUCCUGCUCUACCUUAGAAAUAAUUCAGCAAUAAAAUAACGUGGUACAGAAAGAA